Molecule: messenger RNA, 4838 nt
Organism: Archocentrus centrarchus (flier cichlid)
Lineage: Eukaryota; Metazoa; Chordata; Actinopteri; Cichliformes; Cichlidae
Gene: shoc1
Product: shortage in chiasmata 1
Exons: 29
Coding region: 40-4569 (1509 amino acids)
Biological process (GO): resolution of meiotic recombination intermediates
Cellular component (GO): condensed nuclear chromosome
Molecular function (GO): ATP hydrolysis activity; single-stranded DNA binding
Source: RefSeq, a predicted model, not a curated record
UUAUGGGUAGUGGCGCGAAGUCAGGAAUACUGUGGAUAGAUGAUACCUUACAGCAGAGCAGGAUUAAAACGCAAUAAAUUUAAUCCCAUCAUGCCAGAAAAGGACAGGCGGGCCCAGACUGAAGUCUUUCCUGCUGUCAGAUAUAAAGCGUUCGAUUAUGUUUUUGAGGCCAGCACCAGUAUGAAGGUCACGAUGAACCUGCUGGCUCUGCCAGCACCUUACAUGACUGGUACCGGUGACCUGUACCCCCACAGUGGAAAGCUACCUGAAGACACCUACAGGACACCGUGGGUCAGAGGACAGGUUAUCUCCACCUGCAGACUCAGUGUUGGUGGGUCUGUACUCGAUGAUCUGAGAGGAAAAAAACAACCAGUAAAUUCACCUGAAAGAUUUGAUGUGAAAGACAGUGUGGAGGUGAUACCCAGCUCUAAUCCUGACUCACUGCAGGAUUUAGAUGAAGAUUUGUAUGUUUGCCUUUUAAAAGACUCACAGACCGACGGUCCAUGUCAGGAAUCGUUUUUUAAGUGGACACCUGACGAGAUCACGCUGCAGGAUAAGAGCGAAGACCUCCUCUUGUCAGAAGAGCUCAUUGCAGUCAAUCACCUGGCAGAGUUUAAGAGACAUUUACCCACGCUGACCAUCAUGUUGUCCAGAUUGAGGACACUUGCUGUAGCUGAGCCUCUGCUGAGCUCAUCGGGAGACACCAUCUCAGAAAACAACAUGUUCAGCUGUUUUGAGGACUGCACAUGUUAUGAAAAACUUCCAGAGGUGGACGCCAGCGAUGUUCAGACGUGUGCAGACAUUCAAGAGGAGUUUGUUAAAGAGCCACUCGUGAAGGGAGAGUUGUUGCUGUUGCCUGCUGUAGUGGAUGUUUGUCAGCUGACCACAGAAAACUGCACAGCGUUUUCAAGCAUCUGCAGUCGUGCGAAUGUUUGCACCGAGCUGAUGGAUGAGGAGGUUCCAGUCCUAGAUGUGCUGCAAAAAGCUUCUCUUUCAAAUCCUUCAGUGGAGAUUUCCAAGUUUGAUGUACCUGAAGAAUCCAAGAUGAAUGGAGGUGUGAUUGAGUCAGAAUUUGCAGGAUGUGAUGCGCUUCCAGCCAAAAUGGAGCUGGAGUCGACUCUGACCCCGACUCCCCUGAAGAGACAAACUCACAUCUGUCCGUCCACCUCUGAACUCCAGAAGGAAGAGCUGUCUCCUUGUUGCAGAAUAUCUUUGGUGUCACCAAGAGCUCAGAAAGAGAUGAAGGUGGCACUUUGGAAGGCAGAGAAGCACCCGGCCUUUGUGGUGGGCUUUCUGUUAUCAGAGCCUCAAAUUUAUGAGUCAGCUGUUGACUUCCAGCCUCUGUGGGAAGCCUUAAAAGUUACCAAAUUGGAGAAAGAAAGUUUUAUCAGCACUGCUGACAGACUGGAGAUGGGAGUCCUGCAGUUAUCUUUGAGCUGCUGCUCUGAGUUCACAGAGAGCUUGAAGUCUGAGUUUCCCUCCACCAGAGAGGAAACGGUGGAAGAUUUCAGCAAACUGCCACCUGAACACGUGGAGGUUGACUCCAUUCUAAUAAAGCCCACAACUGAAGCUCUUCUCCAAAAGGAAACUGCUGUUGAUUCAUCUCUGAACGUCUCCCAGAAGCCUGCGCUCAGCACGGUGAAUAAGGACGUGAAACCAGCUGCUGCCAUCAGCGCCAAAGAUGUCAUUGGUGACAAGAUGUUCUCAGAAGCUGCAGCCUGUUCUUCAGCUCAUAAGAAAGUCACCAACAGAGAAGGAAAUGACUAUAAUAUAGAGCUGAGUGCCCACAUUUCUGAGCAAGCUGUCCCCUCCACACUAAAUACCAGAGAUGGUCACAGAGGUUUGCUGUUUACAAGACAUCCACCAGAGCUGGACCUCGACCCCCUGGCCACCUUCAUGAUGCUGAGGUCUCAGCAGAUCGCUCCCAUUACUGCACCACCUCAGAGCCCAGCCAGCACUGCAGAGGACGUUGUUUCAAAGAAGGCUCUAGAGAUCUCAGCGCCUGAGGUGAACCAACAAACACCAUCGUCACAGCUGCAGCCUUCUCUGGUGCAGAAUCAAACACUGGAUGCGAGGCCAGCCAACACGAAUGCUGCGUCUUCCAGAAAUGCUUCCAGAGAGGAAAAACCCGCUGCUCCGUGGACGGGUCAACUCCUUGGAAAACCACAGCAGAGACAGGAAAGCCAAGUAGUUAAGGUCAAAGCUACAGACAGCCAGCAGCGAGCCUACUGUGAGCUCCUGGCCUUCGCUCAGCCUUGUCUGAGCUCUGCCAGACAGCUGGGGCUCAACUUCCCGGGGUGUGAAGACUUCAGCUGCUUGGCACCAGACCAAACUCACUUCCUCCUCAAACAACAGGAGAGGGCGCUCUGCAGGACCCCAGCACAGACUGCAGAACUGAUCAAAGAUCAGGAAGUGCUUUUCAACCAGGUGGCUCUGAUCCAUGUGCUGGUGACAUUUAAGGAGAUGCUGCUGAAGUGCGACCUCAGUACGGGUCUGGAGUACCUGACGAAGGCAGCUGAGGCGUGUGCAGAGCAGAGUCUGCAGCAGCUGCUGAAGAGGCUGCACAUCAUCCUCUACCUCAGUCAGAAGAACCAAGAGCCCAGCCUCAAACUGCAGAAGCUGCAGCAGCUGGUGGCUGAGUGGCUGAACAGCAGGAAAGGGCAGAACACCUCAGAUAAAAUUCUUAUCAUCGUAUCAGUUGACUCUGAUGGCAGCAGAUUAACAAUAAUCAGCAGCUUGAACCAGGUUACAGGUGCAGCUGCAGUUUGUCCAGAGCAGGAUGAGAAAAAGCUGAACGGUGCCGCUGUAGUCAGCAGUGUGCCUGACAGUGUGUGUGUGGUGGUGUAUGAACAGGAUAUUGGCCCCAACUUCCCCUGGACCUGUUUCUCUCUGGUGGUUGAGUACGACCAUCCAGGCCAGUCUCCGUGGUCUGCGAUCUGUAGGGAGAGGAGCAUCAGCCACCUAACGUUCAACACCAGCGUCUGUGCUGCUGAGAAUACCUUGUGGUGUCUGGAGGACAAUGUGCCAUACGUGUUAUUCGUGACGGAGGGGCUUCUUAACUGUCCGCUGCUGCUGCAAACACUCGAGUCAGGCGAUGGUGAGCUGCUGUUUAGCUGUGCGGUGAAACGUGUCUGUCGCAGGUUCAAUGUGACGGUGCUGGAGAGGAGCCACUCUCCUUCCCUGCAGAUGCUCGGGGGGAUCCACAACUACACGGUGAUCACAGUGGAUGAAAGCACCGCCAUUGUCAUUCAGCAGCAGGAUGAACUGUGUCACGAGCGAGCCAGUGAGGGGCUGGUGAUGAGGCUGACUGCUCUCUCUCUUCAGUACAGCUUGUGCUGGCUCAUUCUCCACUGCCCAGACAGUCAGGGAGGAGGAUUUUCCAGUGAAGCCUUCAACAACUUGGUGUUGGUCUAUUCAUCUCUGGUGCUGUUCAGCAUGAAGUCUGAGGAUCUGGAUGUGAAGGUGCUGAUAGUGUCGGAUCUUUUGGAAAUAGCAAAGUCCAUCAGUCGGAUUUGCUUCCACCGCCUGAUGUCCAGUGACAGAGAGCCUCUCAGCUUCCUGAAUAGAGACUGGCUGACUGUGAUGCCCUCACAGGAAGAAAAGAGCUUGUCACAGUUCCCUGGCAUCAACCCUCUGGUUGGACAGCUGAUGCUGAGCAGAGCUCCAUCCUUCCAGUGGCUCCUGGCGGCCUCUCUGUCUCAGCUCAAGGAGCUGCUCCCUGAGGUGCCACAUAAAGUGCUCAAGCUGUUCAGUGACACCACCUCCCUGUAUCCGCUGGCAGCAGAUCCAAAAUACCCUCAGACCUUUACCACUGAAAUAACCCAACAAAGCGGCCCACAGACCAAUACUGAUGAAUAUGAAAGCAUGAAGUCCCCCCAUCCAGACCUGCUCUGUAGCAACCAGAAUACCACCUUCCUGUUCGGAGUCACGGAUGCAGAGGAGAGCUUCUUUAAACAAGACCCGACACUCCAGGAUGGCAAUUCAGAUUUCAGACUUGACCUGAGUGAUUCUGUUGGCAGCCCAGAUGUUUAUUUCCAGGGAAGCUGGACCACGAGUGAUCCACGGAAAGAGGACGGGAAGCUUUCUGGCUGGAGGAGCCUACCCGGGGUGGUGGGGAGGGUUGUUGAAAGAUCAGUCAAUGAGUGGACGCACAGGGCUCCACCAAACGAUUACACCUUGUCUUUACACCCUGCUGACACUCCGUUCAAACUGGACUCCACCUUCAGUUCCAGUCCCAUCCUCCAGAAACCAGCCAGCACCCAAAUGUCCACAUACCCUACACUCUACAAUGACCUUUAUCCUCCCAGCCAGCACAGUUUGAGCCCACCUACAGGUGUCAUGUGGGGUCGAGGUCCAAUUGGUAGCACCUGCUUCUCCAAGGAUGGAGGGAUGACAUCAUUUUCAGUGAACUACAGCUACAGAUGCUGGACAGGACGGGAGAGGAAGAGAAGUGCAGAGACGGCAGGCUUGGCUGGAUCAGUGUUGACACCACUGAAGAAGGAGGGGCGGCUGAGCUAUGAGAGGGUGCCCGGCAGAAGUGAUGGGCAGACCAGACUGAAAUUAUUUUAGGCAAGAAUGGGGGAGAAAAAAAAACAUGUAAUCUUAAAGUUUAGGCAUGUUUAGCCUGCAGUGUUUUAUUCAGAUUACAUUUUAGUUUCCUGACAAAAACAUCUAAAUUUUAGAUGUUUAUUCCAUAAAUAAUUGUACUUCUGUGAGUUCAUUUUUGUUAUCAAAAACGCUAUUAGUUAAAAAGAAUUAAUUGCAUUAAAGUUCAAAAACAAAAUCAUUUGAAUUGUUUAUUUCAGUGUAAAAAAACAAAACAAAAAAAAACUGCUGUU